AUGGGUUUAAUUUCACUCAUUUGUGAUUGCGUUAUUAUUUCAACAAUUUGCGCUGGUGCAAGAAGAACCACUGGUUUAAAUGUAGGACAAAAAGUAGUUGGAAUGAUUAAGAAUGAAACUGGUUCUAUGGUUGCUAAAGGUUUCUUUAACACUGGUGAAUGGGUUGCAGAUAAAGGUAUUAAUUAUGCAAGAAAUAAAAUUUUCCAACAUAAAUUAAAUGAAUUUAAAGAUUUUAAACCAAGUCCAAACUCACAUUUUAAUCAAAAUCAAAAUCAAAAUCAAAAUCAAAAUCAAAAUCAAAAUCAAAAUCAAAAUCAAAAUCAAUUCAUUCCACAUAAUAAUAAUCACCAAUUUAAUAACAAUAAUAAUAACAAUAAUAAUAAUAACAAUAACCAAGAUAAUACAUACAGACAUUAA
Dictyostelium discoideum AX4 is the source of this 417-nucleotide messenger RNA. RefSeq lists its product as hypothetical. Bases 1 to 417 code for a protein of 138 amino acids. Lineage: Eukaryota; Evosea; Eumycetozoa; Dictyosteliales; Dictyosteliaceae. The record is from RefSeq and is a predicted model, not a curated record. The transcript has 2 exons.